AUGGAGACAAAGAUAUCAAUGAUUAUUUUGUUCGUAAUCCUCUCCAAUGCUUCAGUAGCCGACUUAAAUGUGAACAGAACUUGUUAUAAGAUCUAAUUCUACUUCAAACCUCUUGCCGGUGUUGUUUUUUGUGAGUUGUUUUCAGAUGACAUUAUCUGAGGUAGGAACCUUUUGUUUCUCGGGGAGAACACGGACCGUAUUUCUGACGGACAACAACAAGAAGACCCAGCCGAGUGCUCGCCGAAGAAGAAACCCUUUCGCAACUUCGUAAAAUCGGGGAGUUAAAGUCCUUGUCAUUCGGACCCUUGUGCCCGAAGGGUGUCAGUAGAAGGAUAAAUGUCUGAUGCCUCAGAACACCUUACAGAGGAAGAGGAGGUGAUUGCGCCUGAACCAGAGGACCAAUCGGACGACAGCAGCGGGGACGAGGCUGCAGGAGACACAGAGAUGGACUUCCUGCGUAACCUCUUCUCCAGCAGCCUCGGCCUCGGCUCGGCGGACAAGGUUCUGGACGAGCUGACUCUGGAAGGAGUAGCGGAAUACAUAAAGAGCGGCAAAUGUGAAAACAUCAUCUGUAUGGUUGGAGCCGGAAUAUCCACAUCGGCUGGGAUCCCUGAUUUCCGCUCACCGGGAACCGGCUUGUACGCAAACUUGCAAAAAUAUAAACUCCCUUACCCAGAGGCCAUCUUCCAGAUAGAUUAUUUUAAGAAACAUCCAGAGCCGUUCUUUGCCUUGGCCAAAGAGCUUUACCCAGGACAGUUUAAGCCGACACUCUGUCACUAUUUCAUUAAGCUGCUGAAGGACAAGGGGUACUUGAGGCGCUGCUACACACAGAACAUCGACACUCUGGAGCGCGUGGCCGGCCUCGAGGGAGACGACCUGAUCGAAGCUCACGGGACGUUCUACACGUCCCACUGCGUGAGCUUCUCCUGCCGCCAGAAGUACAACCUGGACUGGAUGAGAGAUAAGAUCUUUUCCGAAGACAUUCCUCGAUGUGACAAGUGCAAGAGUUUGGUGAAGCCAGAUAUCGUCUUCUUCGGAGAGAGUCUACCCGUUCGGUUCUUCACCUCGAUGAAGAUGGACUUCCCUCGCUGUGAUCUCCUCCUCAUAAUGGGCACGUCUCUGCAGGUCCAACCGUUUGCGGGUCUCGUCGGCAGGGUUUCAAAAAGUUGCCCCCGACUGCUCAUUAACAUGGAGAAGGCGGGGCAGGCCGAUCCUCUGUUCGGGUUGGUGGGCUUCGGAGGAGGGAUGGACUUUGACACAGACAAGGCCUACAGGGACGUAGCUCACAUCAGUACUUGUGAUGACGGCUGUCUGGCUUUUGCUGAGCUGUUGGGAUGGAAGGCGGAGCUGGAGGAGCUGGUGAAGCAGGAGCAUGCAAAGAUUGACAGCCUGGCGGAGCAAGAGAAGGCCGGUGAGAGCGAAGGAGCUGCAGCCGAGGGGAGCGCCGCGCCCGAGCAGGAGAAGGAGUAGCAGCAGCUGCCGUCGCCGUGUGGAGCUGGGUCUUUAGAAGAAGAAGAAGAAGAUGAUGAUGAUGAUGGGGGGGGGUUGUUUGGAAGUGAUGCUUCGACCGGCGUCGCUGUCUCAUUUUCCAUCGGCGGACAUUGAGUUCUUCUGAACAACCUCCCUCUCGACGUCCCCGUGUUUUAUGCUUCUGUUUACGUCCUUAUUUGCACCUCCUACUUCCCUUCCUUUGCACUGGCUUCCUUUGCUGUAUAUUUCUAUUCAAGGCAGGUAACAAUGCAUGGACAGAUUUUAAUGCAGAGGGAAGCUAAAUAUUAACCCUCGGCUGUGUGGUCAUGACUUACUGUCUCAAACACAUCAGAUGUGGUGAUUUGGGUAUUUUUAUGGUUUUGAGCUGAUCUCUUGGCCCAAUUGGUCGUAGAAGCACCACAGAAGGAAACCUCUUGAUGGGGGAGAGAUGAGGUGUAAAUAUAACAGCAGGAGAACUGUUAAGGUGGAACUUUUAAAGUGUUUUAAAUUAAGUGUUUUUCAUGUUAACCAUUUCCUUGUCUUUUGAAUUUAUUUUUAUUGUUUGUUCCAACACAAUGUUGAUAGUGUGAGCUAUAUCCUCUUAAUGUUAUGGAGCAACAGACUGUGAACAACGUGACUUUGCAGUCAGGACUGUAGAUGAUUCUGCUGGUUGAAGCUUUGAGGGUAGUUUAAGUAUAGAAAUACAAGAUGGUAAAAAAAAGAUUCACUAAAAUAAGGUGUUUGGGUUAAGUUGUUGCUUCCUGGAAUUAAAAGCAAAAGUACAUUACGGACCUGUACAAUAUAAUGGAAACUUAUCUGAAAAUGUUGCAAUAAAUUGGGACAUUUGUAAAAAAAAAAAA
Molecule: messenger RNA, 2330 nt
Organism: Gasterosteus aculeatus aculeatus (three-spined stickleback)
Lineage: Eukaryota; Metazoa; Chordata; Actinopteri; Perciformes; Gasterosteidae
Gene: sirt2
Product: sirtuin 2 (silent mating type information regulation 2, homolog) 2 (S. cerevisiae)
Cellular component (GO): nucleus
Molecular function (GO): NAD+ binding; histone deacetylase activity, NAD-dependent; transcription factor binding
Source: RefSeq, a predicted model, not a curated record